AAUCACUUCCGGUGCUGUAAGGGAAGCUUGUCAGUCGCGCUUUCCAAUUGAUGAUCUUCUAUGAAGAUACAUCCGCUCCUGUGGAGUUAAUAUGCAGUACAGUGGCGUGUUACUAAGCACCGCUCACUGAUCUUGAAGUCCCACGGUGCUCUCUCAAUUGCCCUCUGCAGAUCCAACUAGCUAGCUCACACACUGCCAGGUUAGCGUGUCUUUGAUGCUGGCAAGCCUGGAGAGGGAGCGGUCUCGUUAAGAUGUCCGGUAGAUGUGUGUAGUUGCGGGGGGCGUGGCUUGCCGCGAGCAGAGAUGGCCACCUGAGCUGUGAGCUCCAUGAACCCUGAGGCCAUUCUUUCGCUUAAUUUGCUUUCCCUGCCUGUACUCUCAUGCCGAGGUGCACCCGCCGGUGCCGGAAGACCCCACCAUCCUGCACGGACCCUCGACAGCUCCCUGGGGCCAUCACAUGCUACCUGCGCCAAGUCUCUGCCUCAGCCCCGGCUUCUCCUCCGGCAUCACCAGGCCACGAACGCGCGCUCCGAUCCCGCUCAGUCGGCCCUGCGGUGGUGCGCUCUGCUACAGGACCGGACCUGCCCAGCUACCCUCCUGACUCUACGGGGGCUCCUGCACCAUCACCUUUGCUGCCGCUGACUGCUCCGGACCCCGGUGUGCUACCUGGAGGGACAGUCUGCCCACCAUCUUCUUCUCCCCCUGAGGUGGGGGUGGCUGCAGGGGACCUGGGCUCCAGCCUUGUGGAUUUCUGCACUGUGGAGGUAGGUGCCUCUCCGGCCCUAUUUCACCCUAUACCUCCAUCUGGGACUGCCUCUCCUCCUUUGGACCCCCUCAUAGCACCCUCGGCCCUGCUAGGCCCGGACCCCAGAGACGCAGGUUGUUCGCCUGGAACUGUGCCGCUUAAAGGGCCAUCGCCUCAGUUUCUGCCCCAUACCCAGACACGGGGCUUGUCACCUACGGUCCCCUUGGCCUCCUUCUCGGCUCCUCUCAUGCCAGGGCCCUCUUCUGGAGUCGCAGGUACUGACAACCUUGUUGCUGAAGCUGCUGGGACGGAUCUCCCUGGGGCCCUUAUCCGGCCCUCUUGCACCUCUCCUAAGCCGCAGAGGAAUAUGUCUGCCUCCAGGAUCUCGGCUGGGCGCCCCGGGGCACCCACCCCUCAGAACCCACUCACACAGCCUCUGGAGGCUCCCUCUUUGUCUGCUGCGCCCUGUGGCUGGGAUGCUGGCCUGGAUUCCGAGUUGGAGUGUUCGGGGGUCCCUGCUCCUGUCCCGGCUACCCCUGACCUCUCUCUGUUGCUCUCUCAAAUGCCGACAAAGGGGGACUUCAAGAUAUUAUUGCUGAAGUCCGAGAGGCCUGUAGGGCCGAAAUAGCGGAUAUGCGCCGAGAUCUCCAACAUGUCUCAGGCCGAGUGGACUUAGAAGAAGCUCAUGACUCUACUAGGUCUUACAUUGCUAACCUGCAUGAAGCCGUCUCUGCUCAAUCUGCAUUUCUUGGUGACCUGCACUCACAUGUGGAGGACCUGGACAACAGGGGUAGGAGAAAUAAUAUUAGGGUUCGUGGAUUGCCUGAGGCUACCCGGGACGAAGAUCUUCAUGCUACUCUGGAAGCUAUCUUCAACUUGAUCCUGGGUGAACCCUCAUCCCACAAGAUUAAACUGGACCGAGCCCACCGGGCCCUCCGCCCCCGCCCUACCUCUGGCCCUCCAAGGGAUGUGAUUUGUUGUGUCAAUGACUUUCAACUGAAGGAGAGAAUUAUGGCUAAAUCACGCACCCUCCGGGACUUCGAUUUUGAUGGGGCACCUAUCCAGCUGUUCCAGGAUCUUUCCUGGAUUACCCUACGUAAGCGCAAGAUGUUGCAGCCUCUCCUGUCGUCUCUACGCUCAGCUCUGAUUCCCUACAGGUGGUCCUUCCCAUUUGCUCUCCAAGCCCGUCGGGAUGGACGCUCUGCAGUUCUACGUUCACAUCCUGAUAUCCCGGAGUUCUGUGCAGUCUUAGAUCUCCAAAUCCCGAAGCUUCCCGACUGGGCUCUACAACCCCCUCCCCCUCCGCCUCCUCCUGUAUGGCAGCCAGUUCGAGGGAAACGUCGUGGAGGUGGUAGGGGCCAGCGUGCUCAAUCCUCAUCUGGAUCCCGUCAUGACCCUACCUGAUAGAUAUACUGGAACUAUGUUCUGGGCCCGCAUGUUCUGUGACUACUUGUCUGGUUCUCGCCUUACCUGGCGGGGUGCUGUGUUCUUUUACUUGCAAUUUACUAUAGUUGUCUUUUACUGCUGCCUCUAAAUUAACGGGUGCCCUUCUGGCUCCCUUUGUACAGUUUAGAUUUGGCAUG
Hyla sarda is the source of this 2328-nucleotide messenger RNA. RefSeq lists its product as uncharacterized. Gene Ontology annotation, molecular function: single-stranded RNA binding. Gene Ontology annotation, cellular component: ribonucleoprotein complex. The record is from RefSeq and is a predicted model, not a curated record. NCBI's taxonomy places the organism in Eukaryota, Metazoa, Chordata, Amphibia, Anura, Hylidae. The transcript has 2 exons. Gene Ontology annotation, biological process: retrotransposition. The coding region runs from base 381 to 1373 and encodes 330 amino acids.